Molecule: messenger RNA, 792 nt
Organism: Musca vetustissima
Lineage: Eukaryota; Metazoa; Arthropoda; Insecta; Diptera; Muscidae
Exons: 2
Coding region: 1-792 (263 amino acids)
Source: RefSeq, a predicted model, not a curated record
AUGUUGGCGCUACUAACACCUCUGCACAUUUCCGCUCUGCCAGCCACCACCAACGACCCUGGAACAUCGCACAUUGUUAGCUAUGUACAUCAACGGAAAUCGGCGAAAUUCCAAAAACCAGGAGAACAUAAUGAAUUCUCAAACUUCGAUUUUGAAAAUUUCAAUUCAAAUUUGACUGCCGAAAAUCCGGAAAUGCGUGGAGCUCUACAACAACUCUUUGGUAGAUUUGUACAAAAUUUAGAAACAAAUUUAGACAAUUUGGGCAAACCAACAGAGAAGGAGAUGGGAGUGGUGGCCAAAAAUGUCGCACUUCAAGAUGGAAAUUCCGAAAAUAAGGAAAUAUUUAAAAACACCGAAACCGAUGAUCUCUUCGAGUUGCAAGCAAAUACCUUAGAUGCUGUCAUGCCAAACAAUGAACAACAUGAGUCUCAAAUAAAUGAGACUAUGUGGCAACGUUCUAAACAAAGUAUCCCAGUGCUGGAGUCGGUACGUCAUUUGGUAAAUAGUGUACGAGAUGGAGCCCUUAACGAUACGGAACAUGUUAAACCCGAACGUCAUCAUUUGCUCUCAAUGCACGGCCAAAUGGCAGAAAAUGAAACCUCACCGGCCAUAGAAACCGAAGAAGAACGUGAAAUGAUUAACGAAAGUACCGAUUUGAAAUUCUUAGAAGUUAUUGGUUCGAUUGGUAGCCGUGUAUGGGGUUUCUUUAAGAAUAUAAAACAAGUUUUUGCCGCCAGUAGUGGCAGUGCCAGUGCUGCUUUAUCGGCUCAAAGUUCUUCGAGUAGUUCUUAG